Molecule: messenger RNA, 1929 nt
Organism: Cavenderia fasciculata
Lineage: Eukaryota; Evosea; Eumycetozoa; Acytosteliales; Cavenderiaceae
Exons: 3
Coding region: 1-1929 (642 amino acids)
Source: RefSeq, a predicted model, not a curated record
AUGAUAUUUAAUGAAAAGGUAAAGAGAAAAUCAUUAUACAAUGCAUUGGAAAAUAUUAAAAAGAUGGAAUUAGCAAAGAAUCUUUUAUCUCAUAGUCAAUUUGAUUUAAUCGAACAAUAUUUAAUUUCUUUAUUAUUUUUACUGUCUGUUUUUGUUCAAGCUAAUACUGACCAAUUAGACGGAUGUAUUACUUGUGUAAAGGUUACAGUUUGUUCGAAAUCAGAUGAUUCAUGUUGUAAAUCUCAUCUUGAUUGUGCUGGUCGUAUCAAUACCAACAAAUGUUCUACUAGUCGUUGCAUCAGUAACAAGUGUUCUCCAUUGCCAGUAGUCUGCGACACUAUCAACAAGUGUGUCAACUCGUACUGUGAUGCUGUCAAGGGAUGUGUAUCAACACCAAUCAGUUGUGAUGAUGGUAACGUCUGCACAGUCGACUCGUGCAACAAUUCAACAGGAUGCACUCAUACUAUGAUUCCAGGUUGUUGUACAGAUAAUUCUCAAUGCGCUGGUGAUCAAUGUAAUACUGGUUGCUGUACAAACAACAAGUGCUCAUCGUCUCCAGUCGUCUGUGACUCGUCUAACAAAUGCAAGAACUCGUAUUGUGACAAGACCAAGGGUUGUGUCUCCACUCCAGUCGUCUGCGAUACCUCCAACAAGUGUCUCAACACCUACUGUGACAUCGCCAAGGGAUGCGUAUCUACUCCAAUCAAUUGUGAUGAUGGUGACUAUUGUACCAUUGACUCGUGUAACAACUCUACUGGUUGUCACAACACUCCAAUCAAAUGUGACUCGUCUGACAAGUGCAAGAACUCGUACUGUGACAAGACCAAAGGUUGUGUCUCCACCCCAGUCUCUUGUGAUGACAACAAUCUAUGCACUCUAGACUCAUGUGACAGUGCUACUGGUUGCACUCACACCAACAUUCAAGGUUGUUGUACCAACAAUGAUCAAUGCGACAGCGGCAACGAAUGCAAUAUCGACAGUUGUAUGAACAACAAGUGUGUAUCGUCUCCAGUCGUCUGUGACUCGUCUGACAAGUGCAAGAAUUCGUAUUGUGACAAGACUAAAGGAUGUGUCUAUACUCCAGUCAUAUGUGAUACCACCAACAAAUGUUCCAACUCGUACUGUGAUGUUGCCAAGGGAUGUGUAUCAACACCAAUCAAUUGUGAUGACAAUAACAUUUGCACAGUCGACUCUUGCAACAAUUCAACUGGUUGCACUCAUACUAUGAUUCCAGGUUGUUGUACCGACAAUUCUCAAUGCUCUGGUGACCAAUGUAAUACUGGCCGUUGUAUGAAUAACAAGUGUACCGUCUCUCCAGUCGUCUGUGACUCGUCUGACAAAUGCAAGAACUCGUAUUGUGACAAGACUAAAGGAUGUGUCUACACUCCAGUUGUCUGUGAUACCUCCAACAAAUGUGUCAACUCGUAUUGUGACAAGACCAGAGGAUGCAUCACCAAUGCAGUCACUUGUGAUGAUGGUGACUUUUGCACUACCGACUCGUGCAACAACUCUACCGGAUGUUGCCACACUCCCAUCCAAUGUGACGCCUCUGACAAGUGCAAGAACUCGUACUGUGACAAGACCAAGGGUUGUGUCUCCUCUCCAGUCACUUGUAAUGACAACAAUGUCUGUACAGUAGACUCUUGUAAUCCAUCAACUGGAUGUUGUUACACUCCUAUCCAAGGUUGUUGUACAGAUGAUUCUCAAUGCAACAGCAACAACAAGUGUAAUAUCGACCGUUGCAUCAACAACAAGUGUACCAUCUCUCAAGUCGUCUGUGAAGUCUCCACCGACAAGUGCAAGAACAAUUAUUGUGAUCAUUCUCAAGGUGGAUGUGUGUCGGUUGACCUGCAAUGUGAAACAACCGAGGUCGUCGGCGAUUGCCAAGAUGGUGAAUGCUUCCAUUACGAAUACCAUUACAAUAAUUAA